Molecule: messenger RNA, 2554 nt
Organism: Chiroxiphia lanceolata (lance-tailed manakin)
Lineage: Eukaryota; Metazoa; Chordata; Aves; Passeriformes; Pipridae
Gene: PPP2R1A
Product: protein phosphatase 2 scaffold subunit Aalpha
Exons: 14
Coding region: 51-2363 (770 amino acids)
Biological process (GO): protein dephosphorylation
Cellular component (GO): cytoplasm; protein phosphatase type 2A complex
Molecular function (GO): protein binding; protein phosphatase regulator activity
Source: RefSeq, a predicted model, not a curated record
GCGGCGCGGGCGGCCCCGUGCGGCCCCUCAGAGCCGGGGCGGCGGCCAAGAUGGCGGCGGCGGACGGAGAUGACUCGCUGUACCCCAUCGCCGUCCUCAUCGACGAGCUCCGCAACGAGGACGUGCAGCUGCGGCUCAACAGCAUCAAGAAGCUCUCGACCAUCGCGCUGGCGCUGGGGGUGGAGAGGACCCGCAGUGAGCUCCUGCCCUUCCUCACCGACACAAUCUAUGAUGAGGACGAGGUGCUCUUGGCGCUCGCGGAGCAGCUCGGGACCUUCACUGCCCUCGUGGGGGGACCUGAGUUUGUGCACUGCCUGCUGCCCCCCCUGGAGAGCCUGGCCACGGUGGAGGAGACGGUGGUGCGGGACAAGGCGGUGGAGUCCCUGCGGGCCGUGUCCCACGAGCACUCGCCCCCCGACCUCGAGGGGCACUUCGUGCCGCUGGUGAAGCGCCUGGCGGGGGGCGACUGGUUCACGUCGCGCACCUCGGCCUGCGGCCUCUUCAGCGUCUGCUACCCCCGCGUGUCCAGCCCCGUCAAGGCCGAGCUGCGCCAGUACUUCCGGAACCUGUGCUCGGACGACACGCCCAUGGUGCGCCGCGCCGCCGCCUCCAAGCUGGGCGAGUUCGCCAAGGUACUGGAGCUGGAGCACGUCAAGAGCGAGAUCAUCCCCAUGUUCUCCAACCUGGCCUCCGACGAGCAGGUGGGCACACCUGGGCACACCUGGGGGGCGCUGUGGGUACCUCAGGGACACCUGGGCACACCUGGGGGCACAUGUGGGUACCUUAGGCACACCUGGGCACACCUGGGGGCACCUGUGGGUACCUCAGGCACACCUGGGCACACCUGGGGGCACCUGUGGGUACCUCAGGCACACCUGGGCACAUCUGGGGGGCGCUGUGGGUACCUCAGGGACACCUGGGUACAUCUGGGGGGUGCUGUGGGUACCUCAGGGACACCUGGGCACACCUGGGGGCACCUGUGGGUACCUCAGGCACACCUGGGCACACCUGGGCACACCUGGGGGGCACUGUGGGUACCUCAGGGAUACCUGGGCACACCUGGGGGUUGCUGUGGGUACCUCAGGGAUACCUGGGCACACCUGGGAGGCACCUGUGGGUACCUGCAAGUACCUGGGGGCAGCUGUGGCCACGUACAGGUACCUGGGGGGGGCAGCUGUGGGCACAUACGGGUACCUGGGGGUCACCUGUCCCUCCCCUGCCCCACCUGUCCCCCGUGCCCGCAGGACUCCGUGCGCCUGCUGGCGGUCGAGGCCUGUGUGAGCAUCGCGCAGCUGCUGCCGCAGGAGGAGCUGGAGGGGCUGGUGAUGCCCACCCUGCGCCAGGCGGCCGAGGACAAGUCCUGGCGCGUGCGGUACAUGGUGGCCGACAAAUUCACCGAGCUCCAGCGCGCGGUGGGGCCCGAGAUCACCAAGACCGACCUGGUGGGCGCCUUCCAGAGCCUGAUGAAGGACUGCGAGGCCGAGGUGCGGGCGGCGGCCUCACACAAGGUCAAAGAGUUCUGUGAGAACCUGUCCCCAGACUGUCGCGAGGCCGUGAUCAUGGGCCAGAUCCUGCCCUGCAUCAAGGAGCUGGUGUCUGACGCCAACCAGCACGUGAAGUCGGCGCUGGCCUCGGUGAUCAUGGGGCUGUCCCCGAUCCUGGGCAAGGACAACACGGUGGAGCACCUGCUGCCCCUGUUCCUGGCACAGCUCAAGGACGAGUGCCCCGAGGUGCGGCUGAACAUCAUCUCCAACCUGGACUGCGUGAACGAGGUGAUCGGGAUCCGGCAGCUGUCCCAGUCCCUGCUGCCCGCCAUCGUGGAGCUGGCCGAGGACGCCAAGUGGAGGGUGCGCCUGGCCAUCAUCGAGUACAUGCCGCUGCUGGCCGGGCAACUGGGCGUGGAGUUCUUCGAUGAGAAGCUGAACUCGCUCUGCAUGGCCUGGCUGGUGGAUCACGUGUAUGCCAUCCGUGAGGCCGCCACCAGUAACCUGCGCAAGCUGGUGGAGCGGUUCGGGCACACCUGGGCCCAGGGCACCAUCGUGCCCAAGGUGUUGGCCAUGGCCGCCGACCCCAACUACCUGCACCGCAUGACCACGCUCUUCUGCAUCAACGUGCUGUCCGAGGUGUGUGGGCAGGAGGUGACCACGCAGCAGAUGCUGCCCACGGUGCUGCGCAUGGCGGCCGACGCCGUGGCCAACGUGAGGUUCAACGUGGCCAAGUCGCUGCAGCGCAUCGGGCCCAUCCUGGACAGCGGGACGCUGCAGACGGAAGUGAAGCCGGUGCUGGAGAAGUUGACGCAGGACCAGGACGUCGACGUCAAGUAUUUCGCACAGGAGGCACUGACAGUGCUGGCCUUGGCCUGACCCCCCCGGGACUCCCCCCGCAUGUGACCGGCGCUGUGACCCCCCCCCGGUGUCACCCCCACUCCUUUCGGUGUCCCCUCCCCCCCCCGGGGGUGUCACUGUGUCCCCACCUCCCCUUCCCCCCCUUUCCCAAGCUGUUAAUUAAUUAAUUACUGGUUAUUUCGCCGUUAAUAAAAACCACAACGAGGGUC